AGCUCUUGCUAUAUAACAGUGUGGUACACAGGAGUUGCUUAAGAUUAACUGAUACCUUCAUCUCCUCUUUUCACACUUCGAUCAAGUCCUAAACAUUUAAUUUCCUCUAAUUCUUACAAUAUCCAGCAAUGACAAUAUCCAAGGAAUUGAAGGUUCCCACCAUAGAUUUUUGCAACCCAGAGCUAAAACCAGGUACUCCACAAUGGGAGUCCACAAAAACCCAAGUAAUCCAAGCUUUGCAAGAAUAUGGGAUCUUUGAAGCAGUUUAUGAUAAGGUUCCAAGAGAAGCCAUUUUUAAUACUUCAAAAGAAAUCUUUGAAUUUCCAUUGGAGACUAAACUUAAAACCAAAUCAACCAUACCUAUGCAUGGCUACCUAGGACAAUAUCCACAGUUGCCAGCUUAUGAAAGUUUGGGUAUUGCUGACGUCCUCAAAUCUGAAAGUGUUGAUUCUAUUGCCAAUAUCUUCUGGCCUGAUGGAAAUCCUGACUUUAGCAAUGUGCUCAAGACCUUCUCAGAGCCACUUGUGGAAUUGGAUGAAACGAUAAAAAAGAUGAUUUUGGAGAGUUUGGGUCUAAAAAGUUACAUUGAUGAAUUCUUGGAAUCCUAUUUCUACAAUUUCCGAUUUACGCAUUACAAUCCAGCUCUAGUAAAUGGUGAAGAAGGGGAUAAACCUGGAUUGAGUAUCCACACAGAUAGUGGCUUCUUGACCUUCAUAUUUCAAAAUAGUGUAAAUGGAUUGGAAGUUCAGACCAAAAAUGGAGAGUGGAUUGAUGUCAACAUUGCACCUAAUUCCUUGGUUGUUAUUGUAGGAGAUUCCUUCAUGGCGUGGACAAAUGGUCGAUUGCACUCUCCCGUCCACAGGGUAACACUGUCCGAAAAUAGCGAGAGGUUCUCCAUUCCAUUAUUUACCGUACCAAAAGAAGGCUACAUCAUAGAGCCACGAAAAGAACUUGUGGAUGAAGAACACCCUUUACUUUUCAAGCCCUAUAACAUUCUUGAAUUGUAUAAGUUUGUUAUGUCAAAAGAGGGUGCGUCAAAAGCUGGCAGUGAAGCUUUCAAGGCCUUUUGUGGUGUUUGAAUUGUUGCAGUUCUUAAGUUUUAGCUUUCUAUGUUUACUAUUAUUAAAGUUUUAGCUUUCUAUGUUUACUAUUUUUUUGUCAUAAUAAAAGUAUUGUCUAGGACUUUCCUGUCUAAUAAGUAUUUUAUGGUUUUAAUGAUGGUCUAUUUUGCUAAUUAGAUUUGUUGUCUAGUGGAGAUCUCUUCCCGGUAAACAAAUAAAAGGG
Lycium ferocissimum is the source of this 1284-nucleotide messenger RNA. RefSeq names its product probable 2-oxoglutarate-dependent dioxygenase AOP1. Bases 129 to 1079 code for a protein of 316 amino acids. The transcript has 3 exons. Lineage: Eukaryota; Viridiplantae; Streptophyta; Magnoliopsida; Solanales; Solanaceae. Gene Ontology annotation, molecular function: dioxygenase activity. The record is from RefSeq and is a predicted model, not a curated record.